GUAUCGCUUAUUCAGAGGGUUGACAUACUGGAAGUGCUAGUUAAAUUUUGCUCUCGCUUGGGCUGCAACACAUUGAUCACUCUCCCAACUUCUGGCAUUUGGUCGAAGGAGAGGCCGGGACCAAGCCGGUCCAUAUACCAGACUCGAUGAAGAUGCAUCUACCACUGAUUCUACGACCUCGAUUGACCUGGCGUUAUAUCGCAGGUGCCUUGGUAGCGAGUUAUCUAACAUACUGCUUUCUUUUUGCAUCCCCGGUCUUCUCGUCCAGGCUACCGGCAUACAGAGGCGAGUAUGGUGUCGGUGCGAUUGAUAUUGAGUCGCCGAUUGAGAAGCGGGUUGUUCGAGACGCAAGAUUCAAGCAGGGUGGACAGCCUGCGUUUCAGGUUGAAACGGUCCUCUUCACCAUAUACUAUCCAACCGUCAAAGGUGCUUUAUCCUCCAAGCCCGCCCAUCGAUGGGUACCUCGACCCCUGGGCAUUGUAGGGUCAGGUUAUGCUCGCUUUGUCCGUAUCAGCAACUUUGUGACCGAUUCCAUCUUUACUUUUGGGCUGUGGCUUGCGGUUGGAAGUACCCAGAUUCCGGCGCAGGUCGAUGUUGCACUGCACGGCACUCCUUUACAGGUGCAAAGAACAGAUCCUAUGGCAUUGUCUUCCAGUGAUGCUUUUCCCGUCAUGGUCUUCUCCCACGGCUAUGCCAGCUCCCGUACCCAAUAUACACAAUACCUCGGCCAAAUUGCCAGCCGUGGUUAUGUCGUGGUUGCUGUGGAGCACCGAGAUGGGAGCGGCCCGGGAUCCGUCAUCAUGAAAAAAGGGGUGGAGGAUGUCGACCGUCUCACCUUUUCUUCGAGCCACUUGAUAAAUGGCUCAAACCUCGAUAGCGAUUGGUUCAAGCAAGCACAACUCGACUUCCGGCAAGUCGAAAUUGAAGAAACGAUCAAAGUCUUGCGUCACAUCAACGAAGGGCGCGGCGAUCUUGUCUUCGCUGACAACCCUCGACAAGAAGGAAAGGACCUCAAACAUUGGCAAGGCCGUCUGGCCGUCAACAACGCCACUAUUGGCGGACACUCGUUUGGGGCGACGCUUGCGUUACACUUGUUGAAGAACGGACCUUCUCACGAUCUUCCAUUCCAGGGAGUCGUAGCCCUCGAUCCCGGCAAAUCUAGCGGGCGUCUCAACGACGACAUCCAGGUCCCAGCACUAAUUAUUCAUUCCAACUCUUGGUCACGCAGACAUUCACUGUUCUUUGGUCGGCCACAUUUCGACGUCGUCAAGGAUCUGGUGAGGGGAGUGCUAGACAGGGCCACGGAUGCAUGGUUUCUGACCUCACUCGGGACCUCGCAUCCCUCCGUGACCGACGCACCAGUCCUUGCGCCAUUUCUGCUCAGUUGGACCACCGGUUCCACCAUUGACGCACGUCAAGGUGUUAAUCAAUACGUUGAAACCACCGGAAGCUUUCUGUUCUAUCAGCAGAGUGGCCAAAAGACUGGGUUGCUGGCCGAAUGCAUCACACAUCCAGAUUAUGAUGUCCCCAGACCCGGUCACCAGUUGCCAGGGUACUUGAGGAAGUACUGGCAGAUUCAUGUUUCGCCUUGCAAGUCUGCCGAUUUCAUUCGUCGAUAGAUCAAUGGAUUCGGGCGGACCUAAUGGUAACGGUCACGACGAUAACGUGAUCUGAAGAUGCAGGAUUCGUCCGCAAACAAGAUUCAGUAUGAGGAAUCGUGUUCGAGAGAGCCAUGUGCUUCCUUCAGGAAAGAACAUGCGUUGGUACUACUUUCGGCUUGUGUUUUUCGAGGACUGUCUCGCCCCAAGGUCGCCUGUGUCUCUUGUUGCUGUAGACAAGGGAUGCGGAGAAGGAACUGAAGAUGGCCCAUUUGCCGGCAUAAGACAUGGCAUGAAAACUUUGGAGGAAAUAUAAGCACACUCAACGAACGCGUGAAACAAGAAGUUUAAAUGGUGGUCUGAGAGCUUUAUCAUAGCUUUACGCUCUUGACGAGGUUGGUUUUGAUACCGGUCAAUUCGCCGCCGUAUCCACCUUUGCCCUCGCCGCCCUUGUAGACCUGGCGCAUGCUGCUCAACUUCUUCAUCUUCUCAUCAUAUUUCUUCCGCUUCUUCACGCGGGGGUUUCGUACA
Molecule: messenger RNA, 2129 nt
Organism: Exophiala mesophila
Lineage: Eukaryota; Fungi; Ascomycota; Eurotiomycetes; Chaetothyriales; Herpotrichiellaceae
Exons: 6
Coding region: 147-1619 (490 amino acids)
Molecular function (GO): 1-alkyl-2-acetylglycerophosphocholine esterase activity
Source: RefSeq, a predicted model, not a curated record